Molecule: messenger RNA, 3655 nt
Organism: Thunnus maccoyii (southern bluefin tuna)
Lineage: Eukaryota; Metazoa; Chordata; Actinopteri; Scombriformes; Scombridae
Product: NACHT, LRR and PYD domains-containing protein 12-like
Exons: 9
Coding region: 1-3447 (1148 amino acids)
Molecular function (GO): protein binding
Source: RefSeq, a predicted model, not a curated record
AUGAAGAAGAUGCAGAAGGUUCUGAGUUCAGAUUACCCAGAAUGCUUAGAGAGUCAGAGGGAGGAUGAGAAAGUGUUGGAUGGUGAGGAGGAAGAGCAGAGGAGGAGCAGCAGAGACGCAUUUCUGAAGAUCUCACUGCACUUCCUGAGGAGAAUGAAGCAGGAGGAGCUGGCUGACUGUCUGCGGAGCAGGACUCUUGCUGGCAGGUGUCAACGUAAACUCAAGUCUAACAUGCAGAAAAAGUUCCAGUGUGUGUUUGAGGGAAUUGCUAAAGUAGGAAACCCAACCCUUCUGAAUCAGAUCUACACAGAGCUCUACAUCACAGAGGGAGGGACUGCAGAUGUCUAUGAUGAACAUGAGGUCAGACAGAUUGAAACAGCAUCCAGGAAACCACACAGACCAGAAACAACAAUCAGACAAGAAGACAUCUUUAAAUCCUCACCUGGAAGAGAUGAACCAAUCAGAACAGUGAUGACAAAGGGAGUGGCUGGCAUUGGGAAAACAGUUUUAACACAGAAGUUCACUCUGGACUGGGCUGAAGACAAAGCCAACCAGGACAUACAGUUGACAUUUCCAUUCACUUUCAGAGAGCUGAAUGUGCUGAAAGAGAAAAAGUACAGCUUGGUGGAACUUGUUCAUCACUUCUUUACUGAAACCAAAGAAGCAGGGAUCUGCAGGUUUGAAGAGAUCCAGGUUGUGUUCAUCUUUGAUGGUCUGGAUGAGUGUCGACUUCCUCUGGACUUCCACAACAAUGAGAUCCUGACUGAUGUUACAGAGUCCACCUCAGUGGAUGUGCUGCUGACAAACCUCAUCAGGGGGAAACUGCUUCCCUCUGCUCACCUCUGGAUAACCACACGACCAGCAGCAGCCAAUCAGAUCCCUCCUGAGUGUGUCAACAUGAUGACGGAGGUCAGAGGUUUCACUGACCCACAGAAGGAGGAGUACUUCAGGAAGAGAUUCAGAGAUGAGAAGCAGGCCAGUACCAUCAUCUCCCACAUCAAGACAUCACAAAGCCUCCACAUCAUGUGCCACAUGCCAGUCUUCUGCUGGAUCACUGCUACAGUUCUGGAGGAUGUGUUGAAAAUCAGAGAGGGAGGAGAGCUGCCCAAGACCCUGACUGAGAUGUACAUCCACCUCCUGGUGGUUCAGUCCAAACUGAAGAAUGUCAAGUAUGAUGGAGGAGCUGAGACAGAUCUACACUGGAGUCCAGAGAGCAGGAUGAUGAUUGAGUCUCUGGGAAAACUGGCUUUUGAGCAGCUGCAGAAAGGCAACCUGAUCUUCUAUGAAUCAGACCUGACAGAGUGUGGCAUCGAUAUUAGAGCAGCCUCAGUAUACUCAGGAGUGCUCACACAGGUCUUUAAAGAGGAGAGAGGGCUGUACCAGGACAAGGUGUUCUGCUUCGUCCAUCUGAGUGUUCAGGAGUUUCUGGCUGCUCUUCAUGUCCAUCUGACAUUUAUGAACUCUGGAGUCAAUCUACUGGCGGAAAAACAAAAAACAUCCCGGUGGUCUGAAUUGUUCAGAAGCAAAUCAACACGUUUGUACCAGAGUGCUGUGGACAAGGCCUUGCAGAGUCCAAAUGGACACCUGGACUUGUUCCUCCGCUUCCUCCUGGGUCUUUCACUGCAGAACAAUCAGACUCUCCUACCAGGUCUGCUGAAAAAGACAGGAAGUAGCUCACAGACCAAUCAGGAAACAGUCAAGUACAUCAAGAAGAAGAUCAGCGAAAAUCUGUCUGCAGAUAGAUGCAUCAAUCUGUUCCAUUGUCUGAAUGAGCUCAAUGAUCGUUCUCUAGUGGAGGAGAUCCAACAGUCCCUGAGAUCAGGACAUCUCUCCACAGAUAAACUGUCUCCUGCUCAGUGGUCAGCUCUGGUCUUCAUCUUAAUGUCAUCAGAAAAAGAUCUGGACAUGUUUGACCUGAAGAAAUACUCUGCUUCAGAGGAGGCCCUUCUGAGGCUCAUGCCAGUGGUCAAAGCCUCCAACAAAGCUUUACUGAGUGACUGCAACCUGUCAGAGAGAAGCUGUGCAGCUCUGUCCUCAGUUCUCAGCUCCCAGUCCUCUAGUUUGAGAGAGCUUGACUUGAGCAACAACAACCUGCAGAAUUCAGGACUGAAGCUGCUGUCUGCUGGAUUGGAAAAUCCGCACUGUACACUGGAAACUCUUAGGCUGUCAGGAUGUCUGAUAACAGAGGAAGGCUGUGCUUCUCUGGCCUCAGCUCUGAGCUCCAACCCCUCUCAUCUGAGAGAGCUGGACCUGAGCUACAAUCAUCCAGGAGACUCAGGAGAGAAACUGCUGUCUGCUGGACUGGCGGAUCCACACUGGAGACUGGACACUCUCAGACUGAGUGACUGCAACCUCUCAGAGAGAAGCUGUGCAGCUCUGUCCUCAGUUCUCAGCUCCCAGUCCUCUAGUUUGAGAGAGCUUGACUUGAGCAACAACAACCUGCAGAAUUCAGGACUGAAGCUGCUGUCUGCUGGACUGGAGAGUCCAAACUGUACACUGGAAACUCUCAGACUGUCAGGAUGUCUGAUAACAGAGGAAGGCUGUGCUUCUCUGGCCUCAGCUCUGAGCUCCAACCCCUCCCAUCUGAGAGAGCUGGACUUGAGCUACAAUCAUCCAGGAGAAUCAGGAGAGAAGCUGCUGUCUGCUGGACUGGAGGAUCCACACUGGAGACUGGGCACUCUCAGGUUGUCAGGCUGUCUUGUCACAAAGAAAGGCUGUGCUUCUCUGGCCUCAGCUCUGAGAUUCAACCCCUCUCAUCUGAGAGAGCUGGAUCUGAGCUACAAUCAUCCAGGAGGCUCAGGAGUGAAGCUGCUGUCUGCUGGACUGGAGGAUCCACGCUGGAGACUGGUCAGUCUCGGGGUAGACCACUGUGGAGAGCAGAGGCUGAAACCUGGUCUGAAGAAGUAUGUCUGUGAACUCACACUGGACACAAACACAGCACACAGGGAGCUUAAACUGUCUGACAACAACAGGAAGGUGACAGCAGUGACGGAGGAGAACCCAUAUAUUAAUUGUCCAGACAGAUUUGAUGACUGGCUUCAGCUGGGGUGCAGAAAUGGUCUGACUGGUCGCUGUUACUGGGAGGUCGAAUGGGAAGGAGAUGUUCUUAUGUCAGUGACUCACACAGGAAUCAAAACACAAAGAAACUGUGGUGACUGUGGGUUUGUAAGACACGAUCAGUCCUGGAAUCUGAAAUGCUCGAAUGAAGGUUACUAUGUCUGUCACAAUACUACAGAAGCAUCAAUCCCUCUCCCCACCUUCUCCUCCUCUGUCCCUAACAGAGUAGCAGUGUAUGUGGACUAUCCUGAUGGCACUCUGUCCUUCUACGGAGUCUCCUCUGACACACUGAUCCACCUCUACACCUUCAACACCACAUUCACUGAGCGCCUUUAUCCUGGGUUUGGGUUUGGGUCGUCUGGUUCUUCAGUGUUUCUGUGUUCACUGUAAGAGGCGGAGUCUCCUCCUGUGUAUAGAAACACUAACACUGCUCAUAAGCACACAUUGGGCCUCAUGCAACAACAUUUACGUGUUUUUACCCUAAAACUCUGACUUUUCUCUGUGAGGUUUGCUCGUAUGGGUCUUCCAAGUUGGAUUUAACAAACUCUCUUAACUGCCUAAACUUGAAACUAACAGACUGUAUAAAAAAAUGGUAAUU